Molecule: messenger RNA, 403 nt
Organism: Sitophilus oryzae (rice weevil)
Lineage: Eukaryota; Metazoa; Arthropoda; Insecta; Coleoptera; Curculionidae
Exons: 2
Coding region: 4-339 (111 amino acids)
Source: RefSeq, a predicted model, not a curated record
UUUAUGGUACAAAAUAUGGCAUUGUCCGUAAGACUCCUUGUGCCUAUAUCGGUAGCAAUUUUUAUCCUGUCACUUAUGCAGGGAGGAUUGACAAUUGUAUGUCCUAGAGAUUACUGUAAGAAUGUAACCUGUGAAGUGAACGUAACAUGCUGCACAGAAGGAUAUCACUUGAUGCCGACAUUUUGCGGAUGUUGUCAUCACUGUGCGAAAGAUAUACCUGAAAAUGGAUCCUGCCGUGACUUGGGUGGGCUAACAAUUCCUUGGAACACCCAGUGUGCUAAAGGUUUAGUAUGUUGCAACGCCACAAUUUGUUUGAAGCCAGAAAAUUGCAAAAAAUAGAAAAAGAAUCUAUAAAUAUACACAUUAUUCUGAAAUAAAUAUUCAUAUUUUUAGUUUAGUUUGA